Camellia sinensis is the source of this 931-nucleotide messenger RNA. The record is from RefSeq and is a predicted model, not a curated record. NCBI's taxonomy places the organism in Eukaryota, Viridiplantae, Streptophyta, Magnoliopsida, Ericales, Theaceae.
AUUUAUGCAGCUUUUGCUUCUUCCUUAACUGGAAAACAAGCAACUGAAGCCAUGGCUCUCUUGACGUGGAAAGCUAGCCUUCACAACCAAACUCAAACUCUCAUGUCCUCCUGGGUUGGAACCAACCAUUGCACUUGGCUUGGAAUUCGUUGCAACAAGGCCAGUAGAGUUGCCCAUAUAGACCUUCAGAGUUGUGGUUUGAAAGAACUUGCUUAUACAAUGGAAGUGAAUGAGAGGUGCGAUGUUUAUAGUUUUGGGGUUCUCACAUUGGAAGUGAUUAUGGGGAAGCAUCCGGGUGAUCUAAUCUACUCUCUGUCAUCAUCGUCAUCCUCUUCCUCAUCCACAUCAAAUGCACAUGGGAUAUUAUUGAAGGAUGUGUUGGAUCAACGUCUCCCAGCACCUGAGAAUCAAGUGGCAGAGCAAGUAUUUGUGGUUGCAAAACUAGCAUUUGCAUGUUUGCAAGCCAAUCCACUAUCUCGGCCAACCAUGAGACAAGUUGCCAUGAAGCUAUCAGAUGAUCGAAGGUCACAUCUGCAAAAUGAAUUCCACAUGAUCACAUUGGGACAACUGAUUUCAACUGCUCAACCUCUUGAGAUUAAAGACCAUCAAGAUCAAGACCAAGAGCUAAUGAGUUAGAAGCAGCAUUGGCUGGUGCACAUAUGGCUCUUGGGACUGAUGUGUGACUGACUGCCAGGACCUACAUAUUGCUAUUGCAGCUUGUCUUGUGUGUUGGAUUGUAUGUAAAGGCUUAGAGUUGUUCUCUGUUUUGUCAUUUGGUUGUUUUUUAUUUGGUUUCUCACCAACUCGUUGUGAUGUGCUUCCAUAUGAUUAGGUUUGCUUUUCAGUAUUAACCUAAUUGGGAUCGUGUGGUCUUACUAUGAUGUAGUCGUGCACUCGCCUUUUUUCACUUUACUGAUGUUCUAUUUGUUUA